Messenger RNA from Nyctereutes procyonoides (raccoon dog), 5563 nucleotides. RefSeq names its product SMAD specific E3 ubiquitin protein ligase 1 (gene SMURF1). Gene Ontology annotation, biological process: ubiquitin-dependent protein catabolic process; negative regulation of BMP signaling pathway. The transcript has 18 exons. The record is from RefSeq and is a predicted model, not a curated record. NCBI's taxonomy places the organism in Eukaryota, Metazoa, Chordata, Mammalia, Carnivora, Canidae. Bases 237 to 2432 code for a protein of 731 amino acids. Gene Ontology annotation, molecular function: ubiquitin protein ligase activity; protein binding.
CUGGACUGGGCUCGGCUGGGAGCGGGCGAGGGUCGGGGGCGCCGGGUCGAGCGCCGAUCCCCCCGCUCGACCAUCCUCCCGCCGCCCGGACGCCUGGGCCGCGGAGUUUGUGUCCCGGCUCGGACCCCGGCGCCCAGCCCGGAGCCGUAACCUUGAGGCGGCGGCGGCGGGGCCGGGCCGGGCCGGGCCGGGGGGCGGCGGCGCUGGAUCCGCGGCUGCCCGAUCGUUGGCGGGAGAUGUCGAACCCCGGGACGCGCAGGAACGGCUCCAGCAUUAAGAUCCGUCUGACAGUAUUAUGUGCCAAGAACCUUGCAAAGAAAGACUUCUUCAGACUCCCCGACCCCUUUGCAAAGAUUGUGGUGGAUGGAUCUGGGCAGUGCCACUCAACGGACACUGUGAAAAACACGUUGGACCCAAAAUGGAACCAGCACUACGAUCUGUAUGUUGGGAAAACUGAUUCUAUAACCAUCAGCGUGUGGAACCACAAGAAGAUCCACAAGAAGCAGGGAGCUGGCUUUCUGGGCUGUGUGCGCCUACUCUCCAAUGCCAUCAGCAGAUUAAAAGAUACUGGAUACCAGCGUUUGGAUCUAUGCAAACUAAAUCCCUCAGAUACUGAUGCAGUUCGUGGCCAAAUAGUGGUCAGUUUACAGACACGAGACAGGAUAGGCACUGGAGGCUCUGUGGUAGACUGCAGAGGACUGGUAGAGAAUGAAGGAACCGUGUAUGAAGAUUCAGGGCCUGGGAGGCCACUCAGCUGCUUCAUGGAGGAGCCAGCCCCCUACACUGACAGUACAGGUGCUGCUGCAGGGGGAGGGGACUGUAGGUUCGUGGAAUCUCCAAGUCAAGAUCAAAGACUCCAGGCACAGCGGCUACGAAAUUCCGAGGUCCGGGGGUCACUACAAACGCCCCAGAACCGACCCCACGGCCAUCAGUCACCAGAACUGCCUGAAGGCUAUGAGCAAAGAACAACGGUUCAGGGGCAAGUUUACUUUUUGCACACGCAGACUGGAGUUAGCACGUGGCAUGACCCCAGGAUACCAAGAGACCUUAACAGUGUGAAUUGUGAUGAACUUGGACCACUGCCACCAGGUUGGGAAGUCAGAAGUACAGUUUCGGGGAGAAUAUAUUUUGUAGAUCAUAAUAACCGGACAACCCAGUUUACAGACCCAAGAUUACAUCACAUCAUGAAUCACCAGUGCCAACUAAAGGAGCCCAGCCAGCCACUGCCUUUGCCCAGCGAGGGCUCCGUGGAAGAUGAGGAGCUGCCUGCCCAGAGAUAUGAACGAGAUUUAGUGCAGAAGCUGAAGGUGCUCAGACAUGAGCUUUCACUUCAGCAGCCCCAAGCCGGCCAUUGCCGCAUCGAAGUAUCCAGAGAAGAAAUAUUUGAGGAAUCUUACCGCCAGAUCAUGAAGAUGCGGCCAAAGGAUUUGAAGAAGCGGCUGAUGGUGAAGUUCCGGGGAGAAGAAGGUUUGGAUUAUGGCGGAGUGGCAAGGGAGUGGCUUUAUUUAUUAUGCCACGAAAUGUUGAAUCCGUAUUAUGGACUCUUCCAAUAUUCUACGGACAACAUUUACAUGUUGCAAAUCAACCCGGAUUCUUCAAUCAAUCCCGACCACCUGUCUUAUUUCCAUUUUGUGGGCCGGAUCAUGGGUCUCGCUGUGUUCCACGGGCACUACAUAAACGGGGGCUUCACAGUUCCCUUCUAUAAGCAGCUCCUGGGGAAGCCCAUCCAGCUCUCGGAUUUGGAGUCGGUGGACCCAGAAUUACACAAGAGCUUAGUGUGGAUUCUAGAGAAUGAUAUCACCCCCGUGCUAGACCACACUUUCUGUGUGGAACACAAUGCUUUCGGGAGGAUUCUUCAGCAUGAACUAAAACCCAAUGGCCGAAAUGUUCCUGUCACAGAGGAGAACAAGAAAGAAUAUGUCCGGUUGUAUGUGAAUUGGAGGUUCAUGAGGGGGAUCGAAGCCCAGUUCCUCGCUCUACAGAAAGGGUUUAACGAACUUAUUCCUCAACACUUACUGAAGCCUUUUGACCAGAAGGAACUAGAGCUCAUCAUAGGCGGCCUGGAUAAAAUAGAUGUGAGCGACUGGAAGUCCAACACUCGGCUGAAGCACUGCGUGGCCGACAGCAACAUCGUCAGGUGGUUCUGGCAGGCCGUGGAGACCUUCGAUGAGGAGAGGAGGGCCAGGCUCCUGCAGUUCGUGACUGGGUCCACUCGGGUCCCUCUCCAGGGGUUCAAGGCUUUGCAAGGUUCUACAGGCGCUGCAGGGCCCCGGCUCUUCACCAUCCACCUGAUCGAUGCCAACACAGACAACCUUCCAAAGGCCCACACCUGCUUUAAUCGGAUUGACAUUCCACCUUAUGAAUCAUAUGAGAAGCUCUAUGAGAAGCUGCUGACAGCCGUGGAAGAGACUUGUGGGUUUGCUGUGGAGUGAAGAGCAACCAAAGGCAACAGAUUCUAGCUCAUGACCACCAGACCAAAAGCAAGCUUUCUGUGUGCCUCCUGCGAAGCUGGCUGAGGCCUGGGAACCCUAGAUAACCGGAGGGAAAGGGUUGUCUCCCCUCCUUUUCGUUGGGGGGAGCAAGGGGGGUGGGGGGACUUUGGUUGGUGGCUUCCACCCGUAUUUUCCUCCUUUAUGACAGUACUCCCACCCCCUUCCAUCACCCAUCCAAUAAAAGGCAGCCAGGUUUAGCAUUUGGCUUCGGUCACACAGGAUAUUCUAUGACUGUAACCCUAUGGUGAGAGGCUCACUGCCCUGUGGUCUUUAGCGGAGGAUCGACCCACAAGUUCUGGAACUGAGCUUGACUUACUGAGGGUUCGUAACUGGUAGCUCCACUAGCUGUGCUGUGUCCAAACAGUCCCGAGGCCCUUUGCAAGUUCAGCAGCUCACAUUCCAAUCACAGCCUAGCAAUCUGCUCGGGGUAGCAGAUUAAUUUCUAACUGAAAAAAAUAACCAUAUCUUCUGUCAGAAUUCUACGGCAGGAAGCUUGCAUCGAAAAUGUGCUUCCCUUUGGAAAGAUAAAGGAAACCAGGGCAGUUGCGCUGGAGACCCGGGGUAUUUUUCAGGGUGUCCUGGCUGAAAAAUGUGUUUUGCAUCAAGAAGAAUGAUCUUUCUGUUAAGAGUCCCCUUUGCCAUGUUAUUGAUCUAGUUCAAGAUAUUUUUCCAGUGAAAAUGCCACAUAACAGAGCUUAUAAAAGAACAGACCACACCAGCCUCAGAUCUGUGCAGCCUGUCCUGCCUGUAUGUGGGCUGGGCACCCCCAACACUAACAAAGCACCGCAUCACAGGAAGUUGCUACGAGCUGAACAAGAGAAGUCUGUUGUUCCAGCUGCUGGCUUGGUGUGCACUAGUCUAAAAGGGAGAGGGGGAGACGGAUAACCUCAGUGACUUAGCUCCCCUCACCGAGUUGCUGUUCUGACAGUGGGGGAGGUUGGGGGGAUGGUUCCACUCUGCUCAUUCUGCUCAUUCUCCAAGUGUCAGAUGGCGACACUAGCAAUCACUGCUCACUUCACUCGCCCAAACAUCCUUCCCGUGCUGAGCGAGGCCAAAGUCAGCCCGGACCCUGAGUUUCUAACACCCCUUUCCAAUGGGCACAAGCAGCUCAAGCAGUAUUUUAACCGGGUGGUUUGAUUGGAGACAAACUUCCAUGAAGGGAAGCAGCAGUGGCAGCAGCAGCAAAUUGUCCUGUUUGGUUUUUUGUUGUUGUUUUUGUUUUGGGGGGGGCCAGUGUGGGGUAAUUCAUUAGCACGACAUUUCACUGUUGAAAUUUUGCAGUUGGUUUUGGAGUUAAGCGUUGGGAUCCAGCUGUAGGUCUGAGAUGGGUCCAGAAGGACUUUUUUGGAUGACUCUCAGUUACUGAAAUCUCUGGACCAUGGUGGGUUUGGAGGCAUGCUUACCCUUCCUAUUUCACUGUGGUUCUUCGGGUGCCCUGUGAGGAGCUCUGGGACCUCUUGGGGGAGAGACCCUCCUUUGGAAUGAGGGGUUUGCCAGUUUGGUGGGCCACGGGUGCCGGCUGUGGGUGCCAGGAGCUGCGAGAGCACACUUCUGGGCUGCUCGUGGAGGUUCUAGGAGAGAGCGCGGAAGGAAAAUUAAAUCUAUUCAGGAAGUCCAGGCCAACUUGUGGGCUUGGUCUUCCAGAAGCUCUGCCUUGCCCCCAUUGGGCUUAUCUUGUGUCUCGUUUACCAUGAUCCUUCUGAGGGCGUUCUAGAAGCUGGAUCCCCCUUGUCUCUCUCGUCCUCCCUCGUAAUCUUCCUCUGGAAGAGCGAGGAAAUAUCCACUACAGACCUUCCCCUAGAUAGGCCUCCUCUCCAAGGUGAACCUCCACAGUGUGAGGAGGAGUCCUCCCCAGGGGAGCUGAGAGCACCCCCUACUGUGGUGGGAAGGACCUCUAGAGUCUUCUGUGGUGUUGGCCAAAAUCUGUAGGGAUUAGUGAGGAGACGAGGGUGUAGUAGGGUUUUUGUGUUUGGCUCCUUUAAGACGAUCUUCCUGCUGUGGGGAGGAUCAGGGCACAGUCCUUAGGCCAGCCCCGUGUUGCUCCCAUGUGUCAGGUUCAGAUGUCACCUCAGCGAGCGUUACCUGUCUUGUAAGGCCUGGGUCUUGGCUCUUCUUCUUACACUUGCACGUGGGCACCCUCAUCAGCUGUGUGGUACAAAGGAGCCUGAAAGGGCAGAACCUUCCAGAGCCCUGGUUUACUCUUGCCAAACGGGCUUGUCAGUGGCAUCACACUUCUAGAACCUUCACUAUCAACAGUGGAUUGAGCUACCCCAAGAGUAGCAUGGCAGACAGUGGGUGAAAGCUCCUGAUCGCUCCACUUUGGGUCUGUGCAGACCCCGUUCCCCACAAGCUCUCGUUCGCCAGCCUCCUCAGUAAUCCCCAUCCACCCACCCGUCCCCCCUCACCUCUUUGCCCAGAUGCUUCAGGGGCCCAACUUCCAGGCUUGCCCUCACCAGCGGUCAUCAGCCGACCCUCAGGGAUGUAGCAAACCACCGCUCUGCCAGUGCUGUAGGUAGGAAAACCAGAGGGGCCAUGUGGGGGCCGUGAGGACAGCUCUCUUCUGAGGGGGACGUCUGCCCCCCAGGUGGAGCGUGUUCCCUAAGCUUGCUCAGCUGCGCGGUCCCAAUUCAGGUGAGGUGGUCCUCAAACCUGGGCUGUCAGGAAUGGCCUUCCGCAGAGAAGACGCCCCGUCCCCCAGCCCCAUGUGCAGCCAGGUGUGUGCCGCACGGCAGCCUUCCCAAAACAUAGUAUGAAUUUUUAAAAUUUGUUUAUUUUUUGUUUCUCAACCACUUUAUAAUGUAUUUUUUAAUUUAUUUUGUAACGUCUUGUUUUUAAGUAUUGCUGCUAUCCUUGUUAUUCUUCCCACUGUUUUUAUUGCUGAUUUAUUUUGUGAAAAUUGUACACUAAUGUUGUGUUUUAUGUCAAAAUCAAAAAUAUUUAAAGAAAUACUAGUUCUAUUUAAUGUGGUUAUGGAACCAGCUGGAAACACAAAACAAACAGUGAUUGUACAGCAGGCUGGACCCGGGAGGUCAGAUUCAUUUUGUUACAUAUGCAAUAAACUCACAACUUUA